This is a messenger RNA of Centropristis striata (black sea bass), 4795 nucleotides long. RefSeq names its product sushi domain containing 2 (gene susd2). The record is from RefSeq and is a predicted model, not a curated record. Lineage: Eukaryota; Metazoa; Chordata; Actinopteri; Perciformes; Serranidae. Bases 1020 to 3290 code for a protein of 756 amino acids. The transcript has 18 exons.
CAAGUUUUGAAAUAUCAGAGAAAAGUAAGCUGAAAGAGUACAGUGUACAUUGAAGAGCAACAUUCACAAUGUCAUUUGUCGGCGGAGUAUUUUGACAAGAAUAAAUUACGACCCUUCACCGCAGGCUUCACCUCAGAGAUGGACCACUUCAGACUGAUGACACUGGCUGCACUGCUCUGCUCUCUUCCCAGUGCUGAUGGAGGGAAAGUGCUUGUUUUCCCAGUGGAUGGAAGCCACUGGGUCAACAUGAAGGUCCUCAUCCAGGAGCUCCACUCCAGAGGUCACAACAUCACAGUGAUCCGACACAAAACCAGCUGGUCCAUCAAAGCAGAGUCCCAUCACUACAGCUUAAUCUACACAAACUCAAUCCCAUUCCACAUGGUCAUGUCCUGCUCAAACUGUGAGGAAGUCCUGGACAGUGUUGUUGUAAAACACUGUGGAUGGUCAUUUCUUCAGUGGGUCACAUUCACCUUCUAACAGAGGACAGCAACAUGUAGAGGAACUGCAGCACACCGCUGUUUGUGCAUGCAGUGUCCCUCACCACCUGUAUGCACUUCUACAUUUCACUAAACAGAUGCAGUGAACUGUCAGAGCUGCAGUGACGGUGAUCUGUUUUAUGAGUGUGUUCAGAGAGAAAAACUUGUGAAUGAAGACCUUUGACCCACAACAGUCAGUGUAAGAUCCCAUUCCACAUGGUCAUGUCCUGCUCAAACUGUGAGGAAGUCCUGGACAGUGUUGUUGUAAAACACUGUGGAUGGUCAUUUCUUCAGUGGGUCACAUUCACCUUCUAACAGAGGACAGCAACAUGUAGAGGAACUGCAGCACACCGCUGUUUGUGCAUGCAGUGUCCCUCACCACCUGUAUGCACUUCUACAUUUCACUAAACAGGUCAAACAUGUAGAGGAAAGUGUGGAGAUGUUUUGGAGGAAUGCUCCUGCCGUGCCACCUGUGUGUCUUUGCUGAGCUGCUGUGCAGACUACAACCAGUCCUGUUUCCAGGUGACGCCUCACUCCAGCUCCAUGCUGGGUGGCAGACCGCUCAGGAUCCUCAGUUUGGUCCUUCAUCCUGGUGAACGGCUUCUCUGCAGGUUCAAAGGUGAGAUUGAGCGAGAAGGAUUUAUUGAUGCUGAAGGCCACGGCUACUGCAUCACUCCGUUGCUGUAUGAGACAGGUUGGAUACCGUUUACUGUCUCAACAGACGGAUUUCAGUUCGACAGAUCAGGAGAGUAUUUGUCAGUCCACCCCAGUAAAGCGGACCAUGCCUUUGAAGUCACCCUGGUGAAUGCAACACGGUGGAUGUACUACGGUACGCAGAACGUGGCAGGACGACUCAAAAUGACAUGGAACAGCUCUUUGUUUGGAGCAGAGAGGGUCAACAUAGAGCUGUGGGCUUACAGAGAGUUCAGCCGGAGCUCAGAGACGGGAGCCAACCGAUCGUCCUCUCUGCAGGCCGAGCUGAGAUAUCUGUACUCUCUGGGCAGGAAUCUGCCCAACACUGGUGCCUUCAGCUUCACCCCGGAGCCCUCAAAGGACUUCUCUGACUGGGAGUUGGGGAACAUCCGCAUCACUGCUAGUCCUGAGUCAGAUGGAGCAAGGGAUGUGCCGGGGCUGUGGAGUGGAGGCCAUGUGCUAGCCUGGCACCUGCAGCAGGCUUUCAGAGAUGACUCUGCAGCCUGGGCCAAGAGCAGGUGUCUGCAGUGGGACGUCCUGGAGAAGAAGCUGCCCGACUUCCUGGAUGAACUCAUUGACUGUCCUUGUACUCUGGCACAGGCCCGAGCAGACACAGGCAGGUUUCAUACUGACUACAGUUGUGAUAUUGAGAGGGGCAGUGUGUGCACUUACCACCCAGGCAGCAUCCACUGUGUCAGAGCUGUUCAGGCCAGUCCUACCCAUGGAUCAGGGCAGCAGUGCUGCUACGACAGCUCAGGCGCUCUGGUGCUGACGGGGGACUCGAACCGUGGCAGCACCCCCGACAGGGCUCACGACUGGGGCUCGCCUCCGUACAAGGAGCCGCCACGAGUGCCGGGGUACUCCCACUGGCUUUACGAUGUCAUGAGCUUCUACUACUGCUGCCUGUGGUCUGAGCACUGCCACAUCUACUUGAACCAUCGACCUUCUAGCGGGUGUCGCAACUACAAGCCCCCAAGAGCUGGUGUCGUCCUCGGGGAUCCGCAUUUCAUAACGUUCGACGGCCUCAGCUACACUUUCAACGGUAAAGGAGAGUACAGCCUUGUGUCUUCGCCAGACAGAGAGCUGAGUGUUCAGGCCAGAACAGAACAUGUGAAACUUAAGAACGGUUCUCCGGCCAAAGCUACAUGGCUGUCAUCUGUCGCUAUGAAGGAGAAAACCUCUGAUGUCAUCGAGGUGCGUCUCGCAGAGCGCCACCUUCAGGUGCUGAGGAACCAAAAGGUCUUAACUUUCACCGAGCAAAGAUGGAUGGACCUGCACGGAGUGUUUGUGUUCGCCCCCAGUCUUCACAAUGUGACGGUGAUCUUCCUCUCUGGAGUCGGCGUGGAGGUUCGUGUGCAUGAAGGAGCCAUGGCGGCGACCGUCCUGCUUCCAACAGAGUUUACCAACCUCACUCAGGGUCUCCUCGGCCUGAUGAACUCCGACCAAUCAGAUGACUUGAUGACCCAACAAGGAGCCGUCAUCUCCCAGGCUGACGCCACGCCGGAGGAAAUCUUCAAUUUUGGAGCUGGCUGGAACAUUUCAAAGAAGUCGUCCCUUUUCACGUAUGACUCUAAGUUCCUUUUGGACACCUACUAUUUCCCACCAAGCCACGAUCCUGCUUUCCUUCCUGCCUUUUCCCUCCCUGAGAGUCCUGCUGACCCCCUGGUGGCCGACAUGUUGGCCGUGUGCUUUGGAGAAGGAGCAGAGUUCUGUAAAUAUGACACCCUGACCACUGGGAGCCUCGCGGUGGGAAACGCCACGCUGCGGGCCUCCCAGAACCACCUGAGCCUGGUGGAAGCUCUGAAACCAGUGGUGUCGUGUGGAUGGCUCCCCACGCCCAGGAACGGGAUGAAGAAUGGGAAACAUUACCUGAAAGGAACCACUCUGAGCUUCUCCUGCAGCGAAGGCUUCAUACUGUACGGUUCAACAGAGCGAAGCUGUCUGGAUGACGGCUCCUGGACCGGAGAACAGCCCUACUGUAUCACAGAUGAUCACGUGGGGUUUGUGCUCGGCGCUGUCGGUUCCCUCUCUGCACUGGUCACAAUGGGAGUAAUGAUCCACCUACACAACAGGAAACAAGACAGGGAGAAGAAAAAGGACCAGAUGGUGACUCAAGAAUAAACCUGCUAAACCAGGGAUGAGCAACUUAAAUGCUGCAGGGGGCCACAGUUUUUCAUGUUCACUACCACAGGGCCACAUAUAGGAGCGUGCACUUAACCAGAUAUGAUGAAACUGCAAUUUUAAAUAUGUUUGCAGUGCAGUAACUUAACAUAUUUCAUGCUCAAAUGCAUGUUUAACAGUAUAAAUAGGAAUACAAAAGGUUUGAAGCAACAACAAAAAAACACUUACUGUGAUUUCUUUUGUGUUCAGUGCAAGAACAGCAGAACAACAAUAACCCAUAAGAACCCAUGGUGACAUUUUAAAUGUUCUAGUAAUGUUCAUGUAUGUUUUCUCAGGUAGAUAAGUGUGUUUUUUAGUGUUCUACAGCUACAGCAGCUUGUUGAGAAGCCGUCCAGUAAGGCAGUGUUAUUUGUUUAUUCUCGAAUGGAAUUUGUUGACUAGCAGCACUAUUAAAGUCACAAUUUUGAGAAAUGUGGUGGAGAUGCAAAGAAAAAGGCAAUUUUGUGUUUCUGUAAGCAGAAAAGGUGUCUAGUUUAUUCAUUUAAAAAUAAGAUAUAUCAUAAGGUCCACUUGGUCUAUGGCAUAUCCCCAUAAUUUUCCUUUUGAAGGAUUACUGGCUCUGGGUUCUUAUGGGUUAAUUGCAAGAAAUCAUUUUGUGCAUUUUCUGCACUUUUAAGAUUUCAUGCUCAAAUGCAUGUAGUUGUACUGAGGGCCACUUGAAGUGAGGGUGCGGGCCGUAUGCGGCCCCCGGGCCUCCAGUUGCCCAUCCCUGUGCGAAACCAUCACAGCUGUCGGAUUAUGGAUCACACCACUUCACGGCGAAAUUUGCAGCUAUGCUGCCGAUGGCAACAAAUGUGUUUAGAGGCUAAAAUCAUAUGCAGUUGUGUUGUUUGGCUUCUCUUGACCUGUUGACCUUAUCAGGAAAAAAACCUCAGGCUCUAGUUAGGCUUUCAUCGCUUGUUUGGCCUCGUGUUUUCCCUCUUGUUUAGCUUGGAAAACCUCCAGGUCGUGGUAAGUGGCGCAUGGGGUGAGGAUUGAGGGUAUUGAGGUAAAGGAAAAAUGCUGAUGAUUGUUUUUAUAUUCCCCUUUUUGCAUGACUGAACGUCCGAUCUUCGCUAGAGAGAGAACUGUAUAAAUACUACGCAGAGAUAUCAUCAUUACAAUCAACACUCCCUUCUCCCGUUCACUCUAAAAUAGGACCAGAUGUGUUCAUGUUCAUGUCAAAUGUGAAGUGAACCUGAUCAUUUCUCUGGUUGAGAGACUCUGAACUCGUGUUGCCUUUGUGUGGGCCGGGAGCCUUCAGUCAAACGAAGGGUUUUGCUGAGUGACUGAGAAAGAAAAAUCCACAAAUGUUACAUAAAGGUCACCUUAUUGCACUACAUCAACACUUGCUUUCUGAGUUUUCUUUGCACUGAUACAUAUCUGUAUCUGGAGAACGUAAUUGCUUUAAUGCAUCUGUAAAUGUUUUCACUUAAAAUCAAAUGAAAGAAUCAAUAAAUGAUAUU